UUCAGUAACAAACAACGCGACUCUUAAAAUCGGACGCUUACAUGUGCCAAAAUGCAAAGCGAAUUUUAUUUGUUUUUACUGAUAUUUGUAUCACAAAAUGUGUGUGAAUCGGCGAAAUUGAAUCAUCCGCGCGUUCUGCUGCCGAUAUUUCAAGACAAAUCCAUCAAUUUCACGCUGGAAGUCGUCGAUCCCAACUGCUACAAAUGGACGUCAUCGCGCCAGGAUCUCAUAACUGUAACGCCAGUAUAUAAUGGAUUUACUGAAUGUUCCAGCCAGGCCAUAGUUACCGUGCAGACACGUGAGCGACGUCGCAACACAGCGAUUGUCUUCGCCGAGGAAGUGGCAACUGGCGCAACGCUUCGCUGCGAUGUGAUUGUGGAUACGAUUGAUCGUCUGAAUGUGCGUACAGCCACCAGGCAGCUGUAUUUGGAGGAAGCACCAGCAACGUUCGAGCUGCAUGCCUUCGACUCGCAAGGCAAUGAAUUCUUUACGCUGGAGGGCAUCGAGUUCAAUUGGGACAUAUCUUCUUCAAGUAGUAAUAUGCCACCGGCAUUGCGCUUUCUCACUUUCUCGGACAGUCCCUUUCACGUGGUGCCGCCGUCAUUGGAGAAAUUCGAAGCAGAUGGCAUUAAGGGCUAUAUGAUCCUGUUGGAGGGCAUCAACACGGGCACCUCCAAGGUGGCUGUCAGCAUGCCUCAGUUGGAGUACUCUCAUGUGCCACCAAUUGAGGUGUACAUUAGUGUGCUAGCUAAUAUUAUAAUUGAGCCCUCUGAGGUGACCAUCAUGGCUGGUGAUACGGUCAACUUUCGCAUACUGCAACUUAAAAUGGAUAGACUUCAUGAUAUAACAGCCAAUAAGCAAUACUAUUUGGAGGUGGAGGACGAGAAUGUGGCUUAUAUGAAGAGUAGUGUAGCGACUGGCUCUCGCUUGGGUCGCACCCAGGUUUAUUUGCGGGACCAUAAUAUGCCAAAAGAGAGUUCGGCUGACAAGCCCAAAGGACCCAGUGCUUUGUUGACUGUCGCAGAGCCUCAGAAACUUGGCAUUAGCUUGUUGCCUUACAACAAUUGGAUUACUGUUAAGGGCGAGCGGCAUGAAGUUGCAUUGGAUUUAUAUUCCGCAGAUGGUCAAAAGAUUACGCUCGGCACACGCUAUAAUAUUGGCUCCGAGCUGGAUGAAACUUUAUUUAAAAUACUCGAGAAGACGCGCAAUGGCAGUCGCUUGUAUGGAGAGACGCGAAGACAAGGAUCCACACAGAUAUAUGGCUACUAUAAGGAUCUCUCAGUGCAGGCAGAGAUGCAAGUCUUUGAGGAGCUCAAUCUGCGACCCAAUAAAGUGAUUCUGCCCUACGAUCCUAAUACCAUAAAGCCUCAGAAAUUUCAAUUUCACGCCAGUGGCGGCGAUUUCAACUACGUGUGGUAUUCGGGAAAUCCACAGGUGUUGCAAAUCGAUGGCCAAGGCUUAGCCACCACGGAGAUAAGAGAUGUGCGCAUGGCGGGCGUUUCACAAGAUCUAAUCGACGCUGGAGUGCAGCUAACAGCACAUACCACAGUUCGUGUGGGCUUAGCUAAGAAUCAAAAGAUUUCACGUCAAGCACAAAUCUACUUUUUGCCUCCGAAACGCCUGGAGGUGAAACAAUAUAAUUUUGAGACAGCUCUAAGGGAUUAUGUGCGACUCCAUGUGGCUGUCUAUGCCUACGUGAAUGGCAGCUACGUGCCCUAUACCAAAUGUGAUAAUUUGCACUUCCAGCUGGAUUUCUCACAUCAAAUUUUACAGCUGGAAAAUGGAGCUGGCCCAGAUACACAGGAUGCGCUUGCUCCGGAGGCCUGUCAUAUUCUCAAACUACGCAGCACUGCGGUUGGCAGCACCUUGUUACGCAUUUCAUACAGUUUCCAGGAUAAAGUUUUACAGGAUUCUGUUGAUCUGCACGUCUUUGAACCGCUGGCAGUACUGAAUCCUCUAGAGAAUGAGCUUGUCCUGCCCAUUGGCGCUUCCCGCAAUGUUAUCUAUGCCCAUGGACCUCAACGCAUCUUUACGCUGGAGGCGGAGCUCACCAAGGAUACGAAAUUUGAUGGCAAAGUUAUUAAAGUCUCGGAAAUCGAUUUCGACACACAGAAUGCUUUAACCGCUUUCACGGUGCUCUGUCGGGAGCUGGGCAAAACUGAGUUUACGUAUCGAGUGCACAAUCAGCUGGCCACAUCGAGCUUUGCUGCCUACCACGCAGAGAUAACCACCAAGGUUCACUGUGUUCGACCACGUUUCCUCAAGCUCUAUGCUCGGCAGCAAUUGCGCUCAUCGUGCCCUGUGGAGCUGCGUUCAUCGCUGUUGUAUCUCAAGGAGGAGGAGAACAAGUUUAACAUUGAGAUUGAGGUGCAGGAUGUCAAGAAUCGCAAGCUUAUGAACAUAAGCUCACUGUGGCUUGAAUGGGAGUUUGCUGCAGGCGAUGAACGCUAUCAAACGGAUAGCAUUCCUCAUCAGCAGCUGGCCGAAGUGGAGCUCUAUCAUAGCGUGCGUUUGCCUGCAAGGGAUGUGCUUGUCUUGACCUUGAAUGAGGUGGCGCCUAAUUUCCGCAUCAAGGGCACGGUGGCACGGUAUAAUGAUAAGCUGCUCGCAAAGCAGGGCGUUCAUGCGGAGAGUCCACCUUUUGGUGUAAAGAACUUAAAGACAGGUGAAAUCACGAAGCCUGUUAUUGAGAAUGAAAUACGCUUUCAUACAGUUAAUAGCACAUUGUUGCCGACGGAUCAUGUUAGCAUUUAUUUAGCGCCCUCGCAUAGCGAACGUAUUUCCAUUGCUCAGGGCAGCGGCUUCUUUCAAUUGGAACUCUCUGAGCAGGGCAUCGUGCAAGUGACCCAUGAUGAGAAGCAGCAGCAGUUGGUGAUAACUCCCCAGCGUUUGGGUCAUGUGCGAUUGGAGCUUACAGAUCGCUGUCUAAUGAAUGAGCCAGCGUAUUUAUCCAUCUCUGUGGUGGGCAUUGGCUCGAUCACUGUGCAUGCCUUGGAUCGAGUGGAGCGUACAAAUACCAUUGAGGCCAUUGUGCGAUUGUUCGAUACGAAUGAAAAUCUAUUGCACAUUGAUUCGGAUAUGUUGAGCGUCUAUCAGCUGUCCCAGUUGGUAUUUGAUCCUACCAUAUUGACUGUAAAGCUGGAUGAGCAACAGAAUUUGGGUGUUGGCGAAAUACGCUACAGCAUAAUGGGCAACAACAUCGGCGAGACGAAGAUUGUCUUCCAAUCUGGGAAAGGUGAACGUCAGGUGUCCAGUGAACCACUAAAUGUGCAGGUCUUUGCGCCUAUGCGGCUUUAUCCAAGGAAUUCAACGCUCGUUGUGGGCUCGAGCAUACAAAUCUUUUACCAAGGUGGACCGCAACCAAAUACCAACAUCGUUUACACCGUGCACGAGCAACAAGUGGCAACCAUGAGCUCCGCAAUUGUUACUGCUCACAAAUUGGGCAUUACACGAGUAACUGGUCGCUGUCUGUUAAAGAAUCCCGUUAAUGGCAAGGAUGAAAUUGUCUCGGAGGACACAGUGGAUGUGCGCGUUGUUGCUUUGACUGCCGUCCAGGUGCGCACGCCUCUUGUACGCAUACGAGCUGGAGCUGUGAUGCCUGCCACGCUGUGGGGUCAACCGGAUUUGUCACCCAUGGUGCUGGGCACAUUAGAGAACAUGCAGAUUACCUGGUCAGUCAAUCAGCCGGAUGUUGUGGAGAUUUUCAAUGUGUUUACAGCAGCGGGCAUCGACUACCAAAGCAGCGAUUUAAUUUCCGUACGUAUACGCGCACUCAAUCCCGGCAAGGUUACCAUCACGGCCUCUGUCCAUUUGCCGGAUGGAUUGCGGCUGCCCGCGUCGAGUGUGGAGCUAAUUGUUUUCAAAACACUGGAGCUGCUCGCACCAAAGCCCAUAACAAUGGAUUGGAUUUUGGCGGCGCCACGAAGUACGCUACAGCUGAAAUGUAAUAUGGAUGAUGCGGUCUAUAAGUUGGAUGGCCAAAGUAGCGGAAUUGUUGCUGUGACGCCAGAUGGUGUUGUACACACAAAGGAUACCCUCGGCCGUGAUCUGAUAAUUGCCAAAACUGUCGACCAGACGCUGCCCAUUGGCAUUGAAGUGAAGAAUGUACAAUACAUUUUGGUCACUUUGCAGCCGGACAUUAAAUUGAAACAGCUGGAGCAUAAAAUACCACGCGGCAUGAAUUUUGUUUUUAAAGUUUCGCUGCACGACAAUCUCGGCAACGAGUUCUCCCACAAUAUUGAGGAUGUGAAUGGACUACGUUACGAUUUGGCCACCAAGGAUGUGGUCGAUGCACAGAUUGGAAAUAAUCUGACAAUUGCGUUGAAUUUGCAGCGGGAGACAAGCAACAUGAUUGCCAUCAGUUUAAAGGAUUCAACCGGAGUUAAACAUGCUGAGGAUUACAUUAAACUGUCUGUGGCCGAGUCGAAGCUUAUAUACCCCAUCCGGACAAUUUUCUCAGUGGGUGACAUCAUUUGCUUCGAUUCACCGCUAACAUUGUCAUCGAUUUGGAGCAGCUCCAAUGAGCAGAUGGUGACGAUUAAUAAAAACACAGGCAUUGCACGUGUGCUGAACCACCAUCAGAAGCUGGGCGAGAAGGUCAUAGUGACAUGUGGUGAUAAAUCGCAUCGCGGUGGUUACCUCAAAUACGAUCUGGAAUUGCGCGAAUCGGACACGAUUGUGUUUGCCAAAUCGUUUGACAUAUUCAGUGGGUCAGAGUACACGGCACAGCUGGUGUUGCGCAAUCACAUCCAAACGGAGAAGUACAGCAAUCUGAUUGCCCACAAUAUAUCCAAGUGCAUAAAUCAAUUGCAUAAAGUCGCAGUGGAAGCGUUCACCUGCCGUCUGGUGGCCAAGAAUGAGCUCGGUCAAAAGUUAGUGAAGUUGUAUCAUGUCGAGGCCAUAUUCGAUAUGAACAGCAGCCAGUAUGCGUGCAAGCUGCUGCUAACGUCCAGUUUUACGGAUUUGCUCUCGACACUGAAGGCAAACAAUGUGCUGCUCGAGCUGGAGGCUGCGAUGCCAAAUGGCAAUUUGGGUACCAUGUCGCUGAAAAUGGUGCCGGGCAUUAAAGUGUCGCUCGAAUCGCUGCAGGUGCACGAUUUGAAAUCCCAGGAGCUGCACAUAACUGGACUCGACAAGGCAUUGCAAAAGCUGCAGGUCAAGCCCUCGGACUCGAAAUACUUUACCAUCGAAUUGAUUGAGCAGGCGCACGGCAUUAGCAAAUAUCGUGUGCGUUUCUUUCAAGAUUUUCCACUGGAUGCACAUUUCUAUGUGCUGAUUCAUUCGCCGGAAACAAAUCAGAGCGUUGAGGUGCCCAUUUUGGGCGACACCAGCGUGGGCGAGAAGUGCGAUGGCCGACCCGGCGGAUUAUUAAUACAGCAUCUCAUCGAUAAUCUGGGCUUCAUUCUAACAACGAGCACCAUUGUCAUCAUGUCGAUCUGGAUAUACAUAUCCUUCUUCCAGACGCAGGGCGUCACGCAAGUCAACUCUGAGGUGUUCCUACAAAAACAAAAGGAUAAUUUGGAUUCGCUCAACUUCUCAAACAACAGCCCACCACGGAAUAAUACAUUUGAUGAACGUUCGUAUUCGCAGCGUUCAGUCUCUAGGGAGGAGUCCUAUAUCUAUGGUGUUCCUCAAUUGAAUACACCGAAUCGAUCAGAUGUUUUGCGUCGUUAUAAUUAGUCUUUAGGCUGCAGAACUGACUUCCAAGCUGCUAAGUUAAAAAAAAUAAACUCAGGUUAAAUAAGUAAUUAAUGUGUAAUACAAGAAGAUUCAAGAGUUCUGAUACCCCUCUUAUGUUUGACACCUAAAAAAGAAACUGGACUAAACUAAGUUAAAAUUAGAAUU
This is a messenger RNA of Drosophila hydei, 5844 nucleotides long. RefSeq names its product nuclear pore membrane glycoprotein 210 (gene Gp210). Lineage: Eukaryota; Metazoa; Arthropoda; Insecta; Diptera; Drosophilidae. The coding region runs from base 52 to 5679 and encodes 1875 amino acids. The transcript has 19 exons. The record is from RefSeq and is a predicted model, not a curated record. Gene Ontology annotation, cellular component: nuclear pore.